Molecule: messenger RNA, 702 nt
Organism: Lycium ferocissimum
Lineage: Eukaryota; Viridiplantae; Streptophyta; Magnoliopsida; Solanales; Solanaceae
Exons: 2
Coding region: 1-702 (233 amino acids)
Source: RefSeq, a predicted model, not a curated record
AUGGAUGUUGAGUCACCCGAGUUCCAAGAUUGGGAGUUGCUUCACUCCAACCCGACUUCCCACUCCGAACCCGUAAUUCCAUCCGGUUCAGCCACGAACGGUCUGGAUGAAGUUGGAUCAGAAACAGGCGGUAUGAUUCAACCCAAUUACUUCUCUAUAGACUCUCAGAACAGGUAUAUGACUAACUUCAGUGGAAGUGAAGAGAGCUCUGAAGAAUCGGAUAAUCCUAGUUGGAUUGAUCCUGGUUCGGAAAACCAGUUUAUCACGAAGAAUUACGAUAGUGUGAAAUUUGGGGACUUUGAUGAGGGACAAAAUAGUCAUUUACAAGAUGGUUCAGAAAAGAAGGAAAAUGGAAAUGUUGAAGGUGAAAAGAAGAAAAUGAGCAUAGUGUGGUGGAAGGUGCCAAUAGAACUUUUUAAGUAUUGGGGUUUAAGAGUUGGUCCUGUGUGGACAUUCUCUGUAGCUGCUGCUGUUGCUAUGGGUUUUGUUAUUUUGGGUAGUAGGUUGUUGUAUAAGAUGAAGAGAAAGACGAAGAAAUUGGAGCUGAAAGUAAGUGUGAAUGACAAGAAGAAGGUAUCUCAGUUCAUGAGUCGUUCUGCACGUCUUAACGAAGCAUUCUCUAUUGUGAAGCUGGUUCCUGUUAUUCGACCACAGUUGCCAGCGCCUGGAAUCACUUUGUGGCCUGCCAUGAGUUUGACAUAA